Orussus abietinus is the source of this 1302-nucleotide messenger RNA. RefSeq names its product RYamide receptor. Gene Ontology annotation, molecular function: neuropeptide Y receptor activity. The transcript has 6 exons. Lineage: Eukaryota; Metazoa; Arthropoda; Insecta; Hymenoptera; Orussidae. The coding region runs from base 1 to 1302 and encodes 433 amino acids. Gene Ontology annotation, biological process: neuropeptide signaling pathway. Gene Ontology annotation, cellular component: membrane. The record is from RefSeq and is a predicted model, not a curated record.
AUGAACAUCAGCCUCCUGGAUGACUCGGAGGACCUCGGACUGCGAGGCACCGAAAUCCAGUGGUCCUGGAACUUGAGUCAGGAUGUUACUUGCGACGAAUUCCCGGCAGGAAGUAGCGUCCUCUCGUCUCUCUGGUUUCAAGCUACUAUCUACUUCCUGUACAGCACGAUUUUCGUGAUAGCCCUUGUGGGGAACGGACUGGUGUGCUACGUGGUCUACAGCAGUCCGAGGAUGAAGACGGUGACGAACUAUUUCAUCGUGAACCUGGCAGUAGGUGACAUCUUCAUGGCCCUCUUCUGCGUCCCCACCAGCUUCAUCAGCACCUUGAUCCUCCAAUACUGGCCUUUCGGCUCGGAAUUGUGUCCCAUCGUUAACUACUCCCAGGCGGUAUCGGUUCUGCUGAGUGCCUAUACCCUGGUUGCGAUAAGCAUCGACCGAUACGCUGCCAUAAUGUGGCCACUGAGGCCACGCAUGAGCAAGAGGCAAGCUAAACUUUUGAUCCUUUCUGUGUGGAUGGUGGCAUUAAUCGUGUCCUUCCCCAUCGCUGUGGUCUCCAGGCUUUUCCAGCCUACGGACGGCUACAGAAGGUGCGACCGCUACGUCUGCCACGAGGACUGGCCGUCGUUGCAGCACAGGUAUUACUACUCCAUCGCUCUGCUGGUCGUCCAGUACCUUGUGCCUCUCAUGGUGCUCAUGUUCACGUACACCAGCAUAGCCGUGAUGGUAUGGGGAAAAAGACCGCCAGGCGAGGCGGAAAACACGAGAGACCAAAGGAUGGCAAGGUCUAAAAGAAAGAUGGUGAAGAUGAUGAUGACGGUAGUAAUCGUGUUCACCGUCUGCUGGUUACCAUUCAACGUCCUAAUACUGGUGAUGGACAAUGACGAGCGACUCAGCAACUGGUGGGGCCUGCCGUUUGUGUGGACCGCGCUCCACUGGCUUUCCAUGUCGCACUCCUGCUACAAUCCGGUCAUCUAUUGCUGGAUGAAUGCGAGAUUCAGGACAGGCUUCAUCGCAGCCCUCGCACGGGUCCCCGGCAUUCGGCAUGCCUUUCCGGAACAAAGGAGAUGCACUUAUAACACCAGCAUGGGGGGCAUCGCUCUUGCCGGCUUAGACGGGAACGACAACUCGAUGCUGCGACGAAUGAACACUUGCACUACUUACACGAGCGUGCGGAGGAAAGCUAACGGAAAUCAUUACGCCCCGGCGAGAAGUGCGAGUCUGCGAAACAGCGAACUUUUGACACACACCUCGCAGGGUCGAAGGAUGUCGCCAUUGGAGUCGCAAUUAGAAGAACGAAUAUGA